Messenger RNA from Rhinolophus ferrumequinum (greater horseshoe bat), 4126 nucleotides. It is a transcript of the gene COL21A1, whose product is annotated as collagen type XXI alpha 1 chain. The record is from RefSeq and is a predicted model, not a curated record. Lineage: Eukaryota; Metazoa; Chordata; Mammalia; Chiroptera; Rhinolophidae.
GAGCCGCGGCGCUCUGCACUGGCCGCUGCACGGAGACCGUACUCCGGGCGGAGGGCGGCAAACCCGCUUUAGCCCCGUUUUCGUCCUGGUUGGGGCUGGUCACCGCCGGUGACACCCCCAUACCCCUGGUGGAGCACGCAGCUGGCUGCGACGGCAACCUGGACCCUGGACGCUGCGCCAGGAAUCCUCAAACCAAAAUAUUAAAACGAAAACAGAAACAUGGGUCAUCAUAUUACAUUUCUUUGUAUAGUUUUCGUCCUGCUGCUUCAGAAUUCUGUAUUAGCUGAAGAUGGGGAAAUAAGAUCAAGUUGUCGUACAGCUCCGACAGAUUUAGUUUUCAUCUUAGAUGGUUCUUAUAGUGUUGGCCCAGAAAACUUUGAAAUAGUGAAAAAGUGGCUUGUCAAUAUCACAAAAAACUUUGACAUAGGACCGAAGUUUAUUCAGGUUGGAGUGGUCCAGUAUAGUGACUACCCUGUACUGGAGAUUCCUCUCGGAAGCCAUGAUUCAGGAGAUAAUUUGAUCGCGGCAAUGGAAUCCAUACACUACUUAGGAGGAAACACGAGGACUGGAAAGGCCAUCCAGUUUGCAAUCGAUUACCUUUUUGCCAAGUCCUCACGAUUUCUGACCAAGAUAGCAGUAGUACUUACGGAUGGUAAAUCCCAAGAUGAAGUCAAAGAUGCAGCAGAAGCAGCAAGAGACAGUAAAAUAACAUUAUUUGCCAUCGGUGUUGGUUCAGAAACAGAAGAUGCGGAACUUAGAGCUAUUGCCAAUAAGCCUUCAUCUACUUACGUGUUUUAUGUGGAAGAUUAUAUUGCAAUAUCCAAAAUAAGGGAGGUGAUGAUGCAGAAACUUUGUGAAGAAUCUGUCUGUCCAACACGAAUUCCAGUGGCAGCUCGAGAUGAGAAGGGAUUUGAUAUUCUUUUAGGGUUGGGUGUAAAGAAUAAGGUUAAGAAAAGAAUACAGCUUUCACCAACAAAGAUAAAAGGAUAUGAAGUAACAUCAAAAGUUGAUUUAUCAGAAUUCACAAGCAAUGUUUUCCCAGAAGGUCUUCCUCCAUCAUAUGUAUUUGUCUCCACUCAGAGAUUUAAGGUCAAGAAAAUGUGGGAUUUAUGGAGAAUUUUAACCAUUGAUGGAAGGCCACAAAUAGCAGUUACCUUAAAUAGUGUGGAUAAAACAUUGCUCUUUACAACUACCAGCGUGAUUAAUGGCUCACAAGUGGUCACCUUUGCUGACCCUCAAGUUAAGACAUUAUUUGAUGAAGGCUGGCAUCAGAUUCGCCUCUUAGUAACAGAACAAGAUGUAACUCUGUACAUUGAUGAUCAACAAAUUGAAAGCAAGCCCCUGCAUCCAGUUUUAGGGAUCUUCAUCAGUGGGCAAACCCAAAUUGGAAAAUACUCUGGGAAAGAAGAAACUGUUCAGUUUGAUGUCCAAAAGUUGAGAAUCUAUUGUGAUCCAGAACAGAACAACCGGGAAACAGCAUGUGAGAUUCCUGGAUUUAAUGGUGAGUGCCUCAAUGGUCCCAGUGAUGUAGGUUCAACUCCGGUUCCCUGUAUUUGUCCUCCAGGAAAACCAGGACUACAAGGCCCCAAAGGUGACUCUGGACAGCCUGGAAAUCCCGGCUACCCCGGACAGCCUGGUCAAGAUGGUAAGCCUGGAUAUCAGGGCAUUGCAGGAUCACCAGGUGUUCCUGGAUCCCCGGGAAUACAAGGAGGACGAGGACUACCAGGUUACAAAGGAGAACCAGGGAGAGAUGGUGAAAAGGGUGACCGUGGACUUCCUGGUUUUCCUGGGCUUCAUGGAAUGCCAGGAUUAAAGGGUGAAAUGGGCCCCAAAGGAGAUAAAGGAUCACCUGGAUAUUAUGGCAAAAAGGGUGCAAAAGGUGAAAAGGGGAAUGCUGGUUUUCCUGGCCUUCCUGGACGUGCUGGAGAACCAGGAAGACAUGGAAAAGAUGGAUUAAUGGGUAGUCCUGGUUACAAGGGAGAAGCAGGACCUCCGGGUGCUCCAGGCCUGGAUGGAUCACAGGGAGAACCUGGAAUCCCAGGAUUUCCUGGAAACCAAGGAUUAAUGGGACAAAAGGGAGAAAUUGGGCCUCCGGGACCACUAGGAAAAAAAGGAGCUCCGGGGAUACCUGGUUUGAUGGGAAGUAAUGGCUCACCAGGUCAGCCUGGCACACCAGGAUUGAAGGGAAAUAAAGGUGAACCUGGAAUUCAAGGGAUGCGUGGGACUUCUGGGCUCAAGGGAGAACAAGGAGCAGUGGGUCCCCCGGGAGAACCAGGAUACCUGGGCCUACCUGGAAUUCAAGGAAAAAAGGGGGACAAAGGAAAUCAAGGUGAAAAAGGCAUUCAGGGUCAAAAGGGAGAACAUGGAAGACAAGGGAUUCCAGGACAACAGGGAAUUCAAGGUCAUCAUGGUGCAAAAGGAGAGAAAGGUGAAAAGGGAGAACCUGGUAUCAGAGGUGCCAUUGGACCAAAAGGAGAAUCUGGGAUGGAUGGCCGGAUGGGGCCUAUGGGUCCCCAGGGGCAACCUGGGGAAACAGGGCCUCAGGGACCUCCAGGAUUGGAUGGGAAGCCUGGGAGAGACUUUUCAGAACAGUUUAUUCGACAAGUUUGCACUGAUGUAUUAAGAGGUAACCAGCUACCAGUCUUACUCCAGAGUGGAAGAAUUCAAAAUUGUGAUCAUUGCCAGGCGCAACACGGUUCCCCUGGUAUUCCUGGGCCACCAGGUCCUAUAGGCCCAGAAGGUCCCCGAGGAUUUCCUGGUUUCCCAGGAAGAGAUGGUGUUCCUGGAUUAAUGGGUGCUCCUGGACGCCCAGGUGCCAGAGGAUUAAAAGGCCUACCAGGAAGAAUUGGAGCAAAGGGAAGCCAAGGGUUUGGGUACCCUGGACAGCAAGGUCCCCCUGGUCCACCAGCCCCGAAAGGCCCUCCUGGAAUAAGCAAAGAAGGUCCUCAAGGAGACCCAGGUCUCCCUGGCAAAGAUGGAGAUCAUGAACCUGGCAUCCAGGGGCAACCAGGUCCCCCUGGCAUCUGUGAUCCAUCAUUAUGUUUUAGUGUAAUUGUCGGAAGAGAUCCAUUUAGAAAAGGACCGAACUAUAGUGUCUGAUGCCUUAUUCAGCAACCUAGGCCUGGUGCUUUUCUUUUGUGGUCUUUUGCAUCUCAGGAAGAUAACCAACAGUAAUCCCUUGAAAAGAAACUAAAGUACCUCGGUGUUUUUAUUAUUACUGUUUCCUUAAAGGAAAAAUAUAUGAAAGUUCACGUAUACUGAUUUUAAAGUCUCCUCAGUAACUUGGAGCCUUUAGAUUAGUAGCAUUAACUAAAUCUCAAGGGUUUCUUGUUAAGUCCAUUUGUUUUCAUCAAAGUUGAAUAUGGAAAACCACCAUUGCCUUGUUAGUCCAUGUCAGUCACUGUGAAAUAUUUCACAUUCCGCCUCCAUGUAGCUGAGUAUUUGAGUUCAAUUCAUGUCUGUGUCAAUUUCAUGUUUCAUAUCUCAUGACUCAUGCUUCUACAUUAGCCAAAACAUGUAUCUGGUAAUUGGAAAUAAGAUCAGGGCUGAUAUUCAGCUGGGACAGACCUUAUUGCCGUACCAAUCAUUUACUCCAGUGUCUGUGCUUAUUUGAUGGGGUGAUGGACUGCUGGGUGGUCAAUGUUUUGAAUAUUACCCCCGAAUAAGACUAAUGUGCUUCGUAUUUCAUUUGCAAACUAUCAAAUUUGAUUAAUGACUAAGCUAAGAAAGUAUGGAUUGCACAAGGAAGGUCAACAUUAUGUAACAUUAAACAUUUUAGAAAAAACAUUUCAUUGUACUUGUUCAGCGUGUUCAAAGAAAACAGAAGUUCAGAAAUACUAAAAAGACUUUCUUCUUCAUACUUGCUGAGUAAUUAGAAUGUUUGUUGUAUGCCUUCAUUUUCUAUUUCAUUGAUUAUAUGUGUAUGUUCAUACAUGUUAACUUUCAUUGUAACAAAGCUAAUGGGAAUAAAUGCUGUAGUUGAAUGAAACUCCUCAGUUCCUAUUAUGUCUUGAUAUUUUGGUAGACUUUAAAUUACUAUGAACAGUCUUUUAUACUGUGCUUAAUGCUUUUGUAAGAAAUAUAAUUUGAGAUAUUUCAUUCAUAUCAUGCUCUAAAUUUUGUAUUU